CUUGUACUGCCAUCGAACGUUGGACAAUAGCCACCACAUCUGGACGGUAUGCCCUCCCAUUCCCACUCUUCUUCUCUCAAGGCGUUUGCUUUCAUUUUCCUUUAGUUUUUAGUCCAUCUCAUCGUUAUCUUGACAUUGAAUUCUAUUGUAUUUGUUCUAUUUUCCCUAUUUCGGCCCUGAAAUGAUGGCAGAAUACUCUCGCAAAAUGCUCUUCAAGUAUCCAAUCUACUACAUAGCCCUGCUCGUCCUUGUAAUCGCCGUCGUCGCAAAGCCGCAAUGUGAUCCGAACAAAAUCAAAAGUCUCGAGCUCCGCGAGGUGUCAACUACCGAGGAGACGAACAAUGUCGAGGUACGAGACACAAACGAGGAUUGGGAUACUGUCACGACUUAUACCUUGGACGAUGACGAGGAUGGCAAUGUCCAAGACAAAACUGAUGCCGAUGCCAUUAAUCCUCUCGCCCCCAGUCACUGCUCCAACUGUGCCAAAAUUAAGAAGGCGAAGCCGAAGUAUAAGGGAAAGUGUGAUCCCAAAAACAGUUUGGGCUGGAAGUCCUCUCAUAACUGUAAAGGAACCAGCUAUCUGUGUGUCCAGAGCGGGAAAGCUACGUGUUAUGGGCGGCCGCUGUCAAAGUUGAACUUUGAGAAUGGGGAGUGUUUCAAAUAAGGGUGGAUCGGUAGGAGUUUUAAAUAACUGGUAUGGAUGGUCUAGCAUAUUCAACAUAUGCUUAUUGGGUAUCAGUAGCUAUUGUGCUAUCUUGUCUGAGGUAUUUGAUACAGCUGGUAAUGCAUUUUUAGGAUGACCUUUGGCGCGACUGUAUUUCAACC
Messenger RNA from Aspergillus pseudotamarii, 825 nucleotides. RefSeq lists its product as uncharacterized. The record is from RefSeq and is a predicted model, not a curated record. Lineage: Eukaryota; Fungi; Ascomycota; Eurotiomycetes; Eurotiales; Aspergillaceae. The transcript is spliced from 2 exons. Bases 182 to 664 code for a protein of 160 amino acids.